CAGGAUGAAGCUUUCCACGGGCAUCAUUUUCUGCUUCCUGAUCCUGGGCGUCAGCAGCCAGAGAUGGGCUACAUUCCUCAAGGAAGCUGGUCAAGGGGCUAAAGACAUGUGGAGAGCCUACUCUGACAUGAGAGAAGCCAAUUACAAAAAUUCCGACAAGUACUUCCACGCCCGGGGCAACUAUGACGCUGCCCAAAGGGGACCUGGGGGUGCCUGGGCUGCCAAAGUGAUCAGCGAUGCCAGAGAGACUAUUCCGAGAGUCACAGACUUUUUUCAGCAUGGAGACAGUGGCCACGGACUGGAGGACUCGAGGGCCGACCAGGCUGCCAAUAAAUGGGGCCGGAGUGGCAAAGACCCCAAUCACUUCAGACCUGACGGCCUGCCCGACAAGUACUGAGCUGCCUCUCACUCUGCUCAGGAGACAGGGCUUAAGCGAGU
Molecule: messenger RNA, 438 nt
Organism: Lipotes vexillifer (Yangtze River dolphin)
Lineage: Eukaryota; Metazoa; Chordata; Mammalia; Artiodactyla; Lipotidae
Product: serum amyloid A-2 protein-like
Exons: 3
Coding region: 5-397 (130 amino acids)
Cellular component (GO): extracellular region
Source: RefSeq, a predicted model, not a curated record